AUGGCCAUGUUUUGGAAAGCUAUGGCAGAUGGACUGCUUCUCACUUUGAGCAUCACUCUGCUUGGAUGGGGAGUUGAGGGUCAGGGGAACGGACGGGGUAAGAAAGAAGUAUCUGGCAGGGCUAAUGUCUACCUUGGCCAGGACAGAGACAUCUGGAGGCCACUGAUCCACACAACAGUAAACUUCAGUGAGAUCAGAAGUAUCAAGUCAUCCUUUCAGUUACGGACAUUUGACCCAGAAGGUGUCAUUUUCUAUGGAGACACCAAAAACGGGGAGGACUGGUUUGUUUUGUCUCUGAAAGACGGCAUCCCCCUGAUGCAGAUCAGCAAAAAUGGCAUCCUCGUCAGUGUGGCAGGUGGCCCCCAGCUCAAUGACGGAAAAUGGCACACUCUGGAGGUGAGCAACCAAGAGCAGUUUGUGAUUCUAGAGGUGGACGGCUCCAAUAGGCUGGUGGUGGGCACGGGCAUGCUGUCCAAACAGGAGGUCCUUUCCGGUGAACUCCGACUGGCCGUUGGUGGGAUCCUGAUCAACAAGGAAAAGAUGAUUGUUCAGUUUGAGCCUCAGAUGGACGGCUGUGUGCGGGAAGGCAGCUGGCUAAACCUCACCAUCCCCUGGGAGGUGGAGGCAGAGGAGCUCUGGCCCUGUUAUCAACACGUCCAACCUGGCAGUUACUUUCCUGGCACUGGAUUUGCCAUUUUCAACACCUCAGUUUUCCCCAUUGAAGCAGAUCAUGGGUUCAAGACUGAAUUGUGGGGAGAUUUCAGUAAGAUGCAUGGGACCAUUUUGAGCAUCAAGGCUCCUGGGCAAGAGCUGAUGUUCACUUUAGUGGCCAAUAAUAACACUCAGGAGGUCACACUCACUUUCGGUGGAGAAAAAAUCAGUAUGAGAGACACUUUCAAGAGACUGGUGAUAACCUUUCAGACAGAUUUACUGCAAGCACUUCAAGAUGAAGAUCAAUCAAAGACAUUAUCUAUCAGUCCACUGAGCCACCCCGGUUAUUUGACCACAUGGAGAGAAGGUCGUCUCGCCGUUGGAGGUCUUUUAGGUGAGGGUGAGGACGUCGUCGGCUCUGAGUUCUUGACAGGCUGUCUGGAGAAGAUCCAGGUUCAGGGGAGGGAUUUGGAUUUGGAUUUAGCUGUCAAACACCCAUCAAUCUCCUCUCAUAGCUGCCCUGCAUAGAGCAUGAAAGUAUGAAUGUUCAAUAUGUGGACUUGAUGUUCGCAGUAGAUGCCUUUAGGUCUAAAUGACACAAAAAAUACAAUUUGGAGUGAAAAAUGGUCAGCUAAUAGUCAUUCUGUAGUCGAAUGUGGUAUUUGUACCCAUUAACCUCUAAAGUUUGGAGACGUUACAAUAAAAUAUUAGUAUGUUGUUCAAUAGAUAUCUCUCCCACUUGCCCUAUUUUAACAGAAUAUGCUGAUUAAUCUGAGAAAUGUGAAUGGUUUUGUGACCUUGGUACAUGCAACAGUCUGUUUCUGAAUAAAAUAUGGUUCUCUUUAAUACGA
This is a messenger RNA of Cottoperca gobio, 1502 nucleotides long. It is a transcript of the gene shbg, whose product is annotated as sex hormone-binding globulin. The coding region runs from base 1 to 1179 and encodes 392 amino acids. The record is from RefSeq and is a predicted model, not a curated record. NCBI's taxonomy places the organism in Eukaryota, Metazoa, Chordata, Actinopteri, Perciformes, Bovichtidae. Gene Ontology annotation, molecular function: steroid binding. The transcript has 8 exons.